Messenger RNA from Stylophora pistillata, 2329 nucleotides. RefSeq lists its product as uncharacterized. The record is from RefSeq and is a predicted model, not a curated record. Lineage: Eukaryota; Metazoa; Cnidaria; Anthozoa; Scleractinia; Pocilloporidae.
CUUCAUUUAUUUACCAGCAACUCGAUACAGAACAGGAUUAGUUUUAAUCAUCUCCCAAAUGAUAAACCAAAGGGUGAUAUCAAGAAACUACCUCGUAUUGUUUUCUCAUUGAAUUUAAACGAAUGGCGUCAAUAUGCAUAUUCAGCUAAAGUUCUUGUUGCAACAAUUUGCCUUGAAUCCUUCCCUAAAUUCAAAUGCCUAAGUGAAGUAAUCCCUGACCACCUCCCCCAUGAAUACAGCAAGGAGAUGACCGAAAAAUCAACCAUUGUUGGCAUGCCUAUAAUAAAUGCAGAUGAAUCCCAGUAUGAAGAUUUUGUUGAAAUUUUAAGAACUUAUGAGAACUGGAUAGCUGAGAUUUAUGUUAAAACUGGUAUGCUACAAGAUAUGCCUCAAGUAUACAACCCACCCUUGACAAGCAAUCAUGCCCUCCCAACUCUUCUGCGUGUUCAUUUCGGGAAAAAUAAGUUCGCAUUAUACACGGGUAAAUACGGUAAGUAUGCCAUUGAGAUGUUUGUGAGCAUUAGAGGUGGCACUGGAUAGAACAUUGAAGAUGAUCUAGCCCAAGAAAUUUCAAACAGGUGUAGCAAGAGCAUUGUCCAAAGAAUGGGUCCCAACAAAACUAUGAACUCAAUCAGCAAAGUCUGCAAAGCUGCAACAGGCAUCAAACAGAUUUCUGAGAAAUUUGAUAGUUCUACAGGAAUUCACAAGAAAUCAGUACAGCACUCAAGACCUGAUUACCUUGAGGAUGAAAAAGGUAUGAUUGAUAAGUUAUUGCUAUUGGACCCAUUUGAGUAUGAAGCAGAGAGAUGUCAUGACAGCUUUCCAGAAAUUAAAAGGUGCCCUGUUAAGUACUUAAAUAUUGUAGAAUUUCAUGAGUGGUUAGACAGGCACAAGAAAGAGCUAUCAACAUGAGUGUUGGAAUUUUAACAAAUAGUUUUUAAGAAAUAGUUAUUUAGAAAAACUCUGAAGCAAAUUUUGAUUCCCAAAGUGUAGCUAAGAGUAAUAGUCAUAUAUUGACAUUGGAAGUAUGUUAAAGUGCAACAUGCAUAAGUGUUUUCCAUGGGUUGCCACAACUCUUUUAAUCAAGGGGAAGUUUUGAUUUCUGUUUUUACCUUUGUGUUAGGCUGUUCUGGUUGAGCUCUAGCAGUUAUUAGUUCAUAAUCCAUGAAACAAAUAUCAAAUAACAACUACUGUUUCAAAUUCUCCUUCACAGAUUUAGUGGCCCUUCUCUAAGAAGUUUUAGUACCGGUAACUAAUUAAAAAACAAGUAACCAAGGUUUUGAUGAGAAGUACUCAGAUUAUAAUCAUACUGAUUCUACUAUGUUAAAAUACAAACUGUGAUUCCAGACUAAAGUUUUCAUAUGAGUGGGAGAGCAUUAACAGUGAAAACACAAACUCAUCAAAAUGAUGCAAGUAUGUAACCUGAACACACUUUAUGCUAAAACUGUGGCUUUAUGCUUAAAUUGGUCAAUGUCAUGUUAUGGAACCAGAUGGUGGCAAUAUCCAAAUCAAGGACAAGAUGACACUAUUACUGGAUGAAAUUAAUGUAUAUAUUUUUUUUUACAACAAACUCUAAUACUAAGUAAACACAAUAUUCACAAUAUUUGUAUAGUUGAUAUCUGGACAGCACCAAAUUCAUUGAAUGAGUGUUAAUUAAGUGGAAAUAAAAAGAAUUCAAUGUCAUGUUCUCUACUAACUCUCCUGCUCAGAAGAGUUAGUUGUUUUCAUAACAUCAAAUGUAAACAUAACAUGUAUAUCCUAACAGGAAUUUUAUAAAUUGCUAUUUGCAAAAACUUUGACAGUUUUAAACAAAUUUCAACAAUAUCAAAACUAUAUCAGAAAAUAUGGGAUAUCAUCUCUGAUAUUUUCCUUGAUUAGUAAUAGUGCUAGGGUACUAUGGGGAGCUAAAUAUCAGGGAUGACAUCUCAUAAUUUAUGAUAUAAAAAUCUUACAAUAUGCAUGUAUACAGAAAUGUUUUUUACUGAUUUUACUGAUUUGAAUUAAAAGUUGUCCUUUUUUUGUUAUUGACUGUCUUCCCUGUUAAUUUCUGUGUUAGAGCUCCAUAUUAAGUUAUAUAUUGUCGCACAACUUUCCUCAUUCCAGACACCAAAUUUACUGAGCUGGUCACUCUGAUGAAAUGAACUCAAUGUCUUCCAAUAUUUCCUCGGUGAUUGAUUUGGCAUUGCCAAAAUCAAAAAGUCCUGUGUAUUCCUCUGUAAACUGCAACUCCAGUGUGGUUCUUAUUGACUGUUGAAGGGCUGAUUUAUUCUGUGGUAAUGUACGUACUUUAACCAGGUCUGGAAGAUUACUUUGGGUAGAUUGUUUUUUG